This is a messenger RNA of Paramisgurnus dabryanus, 3216 nucleotides long. RefSeq names its product coiled-coil domain containing 33 (gene ccdc33). Lineage: Eukaryota; Metazoa; Chordata; Actinopteri; Cypriniformes; Cobitidae. Gene Ontology annotation, cellular component: peroxisome. The record is from RefSeq and is a predicted model, not a curated record.
ACUCGCAUUUCUCUUCUGUCGUUCUGCAGGUCUGUGUUUACUUGCUUUUUCACGCGAUCUGAUUGGAUAACAGUAAGAGCCAUGCUUGUGUUUGUAUGCGUGCAUGUAUGUUCGGGUAUGUGUGUUUGUUUCUCCAUGUGCAUGUGGAGGUGAUAGCUCUGUCAUCCUGCCCUUAUGCCAUCUGUGCCCAGUCAGUGUUGUGGCAUUUCUCCAUGUGCGACACACUAUAGAUAGUCAUAUAGCACCGUGUUUAUCUCUGUUAUGUAAAGUGAUCUGAUGCAUCUUAUGCAAAUGUAUUAAAGAAUAUGGUUUGGUGUUUAUUGUGAAUGUCAACAGUUUUUUUUUGUACAAUUCAUUAAUCUUGGAUUCUCUAGAUGUAGUUAAGUGUGUUAUAUAGGAUGCUUUAGAAUGAAGCUUUCUAUGUAGAUACAUGCAGGAUACAUAUACAGGGUCAUUAUAUAUUACAGGUAUACAGCAAACAGGGCAAUUUUGUUGCUUUACCUAUGGAGGGCACUGUAUAUACAUACAGUAAACAUAUAAUAUGUAGCGGCCCUGUUACUAAACCUUGUGGGUUGCCGCCUACAUAGACAGCUUAAUUCUGAGACAUUAUCCUAAAUAAAACAGGACUUUUUUGGAAAAUCUCAGUUGGGCAGCAACUAUGUGCCUUGCUUUUUAAUGCUUUGAACUUUUUAGCAAAAAAUUGUAGCAUUGCAAUACCUUAUUAAAAUGAGCUUAUAGGCAUUUAGUGUAACUUGGUUUGGAAGGAGCUUGUAAUACAUUGUAUUAAAAAUCACAAACAUUUUCAGUGCUAGUCUAAUUUAGGUUAAAUUUAGUAUUUAGUGUUAGUAUUCUGUACAUUUGCAUGUAUUUCCAUAAUUAGAAUGUCAGUUGAAUGUGUAAUUGCCGAGUGUGAUGGCACUGUAGACUGAAUCAAUGCAGAACGUCAGGAGUCUCAGUCACUAUUGACCUUUGUGUGUACCGGGGGACCAAAGUGCCAAUGACAUUUUAGGGCUGAGGAUCUCAGGAGAAGAGUGCUCAUUUGUGACUGCCAGAGGUUGUCUGCUUUGGUGUGGAAAAACAUUUUUGUGGGUAAACUAGUUUUUUACAGUGUUGUGCAUAAAUGUGUUUUGCUUUAUUACAGUUCAUAUGUAAUUAGAAUGAUGAUUGUUGUAAAUGUAGGUUAUGUCUUAAUUAAAUUAGAAUUGUAGAGCUGCAAAUAUACAGUGCCGUACUGUAUGUUUUCUAAUAUGGAAUACACUACUUCGAUAAAGAGGUAUUCGGUCAGACAGCAGGUUUGCUGGGUGCCCUCAGGGUACGGCCAUCUGCUAGCAGUGCCAACUCCACCCACAGAGCUUUGAGCAGGUCUCUCUGCCAGGGUCCCCUGAGGAUCAGCCCGUGUGGAAUCACUCUUUUCUAUUCCUGGGUCGCGACUGUGCCACUGUCUUUACUGAAGGAGCAGCACUUGUUCUGGAGUUUUACCCAACAGCAGCCAUGAAAAACAUAGGGAGCUGGCACAUCCAGGGCCCUCUUGCAUUCUCAGCACUGAUCCUGGAUCAUUCACUUUAUAGGAAACUGAUGUCUAAGAGAGGAUUCAGGGUGCCACAUCUGCCACUGCAGAUUCCUGCUGUUAACAAAGGCUGCCCGUCAUUUACCACCUCUGAAACCCCACCCACUAUCAGCCUGGUGAGAGCACCCAGACUCGUUCCUAACUGAUAUGGACUUCAGUGUCCUUCCUUGCCUGGAUUUUGAGCAUCCGAAUGCGGAGACAUCAUGCCCAAGAGAUAAUCAACCACUAGACACACACCCAGAGACAGCGGCUCCCAAUCCUGAAGACCACACCCUUCUGCCUUUGGAAAGGGAUUUAUAUGAUUUCCCGUCACAUGAUGCAAUUUCCAGUAUCCUGUCAGAGUACCUUCAUAACAACAAAAAGCCAAAUACUGCGAUCAAGACCGAAUCCACAAGACAGGAAAAAACAAACCCUCUGCUCAACCGAACUUUUGACGUACAUCCACUGCACCACAGUCUCCCUGCACCUGAUUUACAAAAUGAUCAGGAGGCGACUGAAGUCACUGAACAUCAAACCAAAGAGUUGGAGAACUACCGUACAGCUAUGCAUAAGAUGGCAGAUGACAUCAUCGUCCUGCGCUCUCAGGUGAGCAGUCUGGAGUCUGAGAACAGUCAGUUGAGGCGGGACUUCUCCCUGCAUCAGGACCUGGGCCGCACCCUACUGGAUGAUACAGAUGUCGACGUCAUGACCAAGACUGAGAUUGCUGACCGGAUCGCUUCUCUGAAGUUUAAGCUGGCGAGUGAAAGCAGCCGGGCCGCUGUCCAAAAUGACCGAAUCCAACAGCUUCAGAACGAGCUGAUCAGGAAGAAUGACGUUGAAAAAGAGUUUAUUCAGUUGCAAAGAGCCCAUCAGCAACAACAGGCCGUGUUAAAGAAAUAUGAGGCUCGUGUCAGUAAGAUAGCUGCAUUGGAGGAUACAAUUCGCCAACAGGAUAAGGUCAUUGAUAAAAUGGAGAAGCUACUGGACACCAAAUUAAGAAAGAGAAAUAAAGAGAAUUCAGAAAAGAAGAAACCCAUGAAACAUAAAGAAGAAGAGCACAAGAUGAGAGAGAUCGAGGCUGUGCUUGUAACCGAAAACUCUCGACUUCGAGAAGAACUGGACAGACUCCGAAAUCAACCUCCUCCUGUUAUCAUUCAACAGCCUGUACAGUCUCAUCAGCCUCUUUCAGACAGUGAGAAGCUAGAGUUACUAACACAGCUGGCAAGAGCUGAGGGUCGAAUCCAGACACUGGAGCAACAGCUUAAAGAGAUCUCCAAACAGUGGGGUAAAGAGAAACAAGAGAUGUUGAUCAGCCUAAGUGAAUAUGAACAUGGAUUUGCCAGAACAUCAACCAUGAUUUUUCAUGACUUGCCCAUGAAAAGUGUGACUGACUCUGUGUUGGGGCGUGUUCGACAUGGACAACUGGACCCUCUGAAGUGACAACGUCAUAUCACUGUAUUAAAAAACUACGACAUCAUAUCCCUGUAUUUAAAAACUAUUUCUCAAAAUAAUAUUUUUUUAUUAAUGAAAUAAUACAUCACAAAAGUGUAAUGUAUUUAUAUAAAUGCUGGUACAAUGUCAGAACUUUAUUCCAGCCACCUUUACUAAAAAAAUAUCUAAAUAUUUGAAUGUAUUUCUUAAUCUAUAACAAACGGUGCUAUAUAGCACCA